Podarcis lilfordi (Lilford's wall lizard) is the source of this 41722-nucleotide messenger RNA. NCBI's taxonomy places the organism in Eukaryota, Metazoa, Chordata, Lepidosauria, Squamata, Lacertidae. The record is from the annotation of a GenBank genome assembly.
UUCCUCCCCCGGUCCCCGCCCGCGCGCGCCUCUGCUCGCUGACUCGCCUCCUCCUCCUCCUGCUGCUGCUCGGUUGCGUCCCCGGGAGCCCCGAUCACUUUACAGGCGAUCAUUGUUCCCAAAGUGAAAAACAAGCGCCACUCUGAGCUGGGCGCUCGCUGCUGGCGCUGCUGCUUGCUCCGGAGAGGACCCAGACAUGCCUCCUGCUGCGGCCCGCGCCUGGCACCUGCGGGCGGCGCUCCUCUGCGCCCUGAUUUGCGCGCACGGCGGUGUCCCCAGCCAGGCAGGUGGGUGAGAUCCGGCGUGGGUUUGUCUGUCUCUCUCCCCACCCCCGCCGCCCUUCCUAAGCCCCAUUCCAUUCCGCCCCACCCCCUCUUCCACUGGGGGAGGUCUCUCUCGCUCUCGGAAAGGGGGGCGGCGUGCGCGCGGGAAGUUUUGGAGCUCUCGCUUUCCCCGAGGUGGGCUGGAUCGUGGGCCAACGGCCGGUUCCGCCGAGCCAGUCACUAGAGGACCUAGCGGUGGGCGGGCGAGUUUGCUUCCUGGGACAGGGUUGGUCCAACCCGACCUUCGCUCCGCGGGAGAGACUCGGCGUUACUUGCGGCUCUUUAGUGGGUAAUAAGGCGUUACUUUGAUCCACGAGGAGCCUCUCCGGGAAAGGACUUGGAAGUUCUCUCCUUGGUUCCUUUCUUAACCAAAGAGCAGCGCCUGCUCUUCUGAAUUGCCAUUGCACGCGUGUUUGUUGGACUCCAACUCCCAGCAGCCCCAGUACAGCCGGGAUAGUGGGACUUAAGAGUCCAGCAACAGUUUGAGGGCCACAAGUUUUUCAUCUCUGCUUUUAGAAGAAGUCACUCUCAUGUUGGCGUUCAUGCUGUGCAUAUAGGCCAUCAUUUUGGUUUUAUUCUUGAACUUCGGAGGAAUUCAGAGCAACAUUCCUGCCGUUGUCAUCAUUAAUCCUCACAACCGUGCUGUGAGGUUCAACUACUAUAUGUGUGUGUCUCGGAGAGAGAGAGAGGGACGCAAGGGCACUGAGUGGAACCAGCUUUCUCUUCUCAAAGUUUGAUGCUUGAUAGGCCACAUGUAUAGCCAGUGUGCAAAUUGAUGUUUGGCAUUUGAUUUAAGAGAAGCUUGGCACACAGGAAUGGCCCAUCCACAGUCCUGGAUAAUUCAUAGCAUAGAUAUCCCUUUCUGUCAUGUUGGAAUGAAAAUAUAGACCUGCUAUGUGGCAGGUGUGGAAACAGGCAAAUUCAACACUAGAGAUCAUUCCUGAAAGAAUUGGAAAUUAAUAAGCAGAUAGCGUAAUGCAAAUGCUGGGUACAGUUCUUGCCACUUCUCGCCUCAAAAAUGAUAUUGUAGAGUUGGGAAAUGUUUAGGAAACGGCAACCAAAAUGCUCAAGCAACUCCCCUAUGAAGAGAGAUUGCAGCGUUUGCGUGUUUUUGAGUUUUGAGAAAAGGCAAGUAAGAGGCAACAUAAUAGGAAUGUAUAAAGUUAGACAUGGCAUGGAGAAGGUAGGUAGGGAAAAGCUCCGCCCCUUUAUAACUUGUGAAUCUGUAGACAUCCAAUGAAGCUGAAUGUUGGAAGAUACAGGACAGAUAAAAGAAAAUGCUACACAAAGUGAAUAGUUAAACUAUGGAGUUUGUUCCCACAGGAGGCAAUUAUGGCCACCAACUUAGAUGGCUUUAAAAGAGGAUUAUACAAAUAAAUGGGGGAUAAGGCUAUUCGUAACAUUAUACAGGAGGCAGCAACGAAAACCAUCCCAAUGAAAAGGAAAUGCAAAAAAGCAAAGUGGCUGUCCAACAAGGCCUUACAAAUAGCGGGGGAGAGAAGGCAAGCAAAAUGCGAGGGAGAUAGUGAAAGAUACAGGAAAUUGAAUGCAGAUUUCCAAAAAAUAGCAAGGAGAGACAAGAAGGCCUUCUUAAACAAGCAAUGCAAAGAAACAGAGGAAAACAAUAGAAUGGGAAAAACCAGAGAUCUGUUCAAGAAAAUUGGAGAUAUGAAAGGAACAUUUCGUACAAAGAUUUCCAUAAUAAAAGACAAAAGUGGAAAGGACCUAACAGAAGCAGAAGACAUCAAGAAGAGGUGGCAAGAAUACACAGAGGAACUAUAGCAGAAAGAAAUGGAUGUCUCGUAUACCCCAGGUAGUGUGGUUGCUAACCUUGAGCCAGACAUCCUGGAGAGUGAAGUCAAAUGGGCCUUAGAAAGCACUGCUAAUAACAAGGCCAGUGGAAGUGAUGGUAUUCCAGCUGAACUAUUUAAAAUUUUAAAAGAUGAUGCUGUUAAAGUGCUACACUCAAUAUGCCAGCAAAUUUGGAAAACUCAGCAGUGGCCAGAGGAUUGGAGAAGAUCAGUCUACAUCCCAAUCCCAAAGAAGGGAAGUGCCAAAGAAUGCUCCAACUACCGCACAAUUGCACUCAUUUCACACGCUAGCAAGGUUAUGCUUAAAAUUCUACAAGGCAGGCUUAAGCAGUAUGUGGACCGAGAACUCCCAGAAGUGCAAGCUGGAUUUCGAAGGGGCAGAGGAACCAGAGACCAAAUUGCAAACAUGCGCUGGAUUAUGGAGAAAGCUAGAGAGUUCCAGAAAGACAUCUACUUCUGCUUCAUUGACUAUGCAAAAGCCUUUGACUGUGUCGACCACAACAAACUAUGGCAAGUUCUUAAAGAAAUGGGAGUGCCUGAUCACCUCAUCUGUCUCCUGAGAAAUCUCUAUGUGGGACAAGAAGCUACAGUUAGAACUGGAUAUGGAACAACUGAUUGGUUCAAAAUUGGGAAAGGAGUACAGCAAGGCUGUAUAUUGUCUCCUGCUUAUUUAACUUAUAUGCAGAAUUCAUCAUGUGAAAGGCUGGGCUGGAUGAAUCCCAAGCCGGAAUUAAGAUUGCCGGAAGAAAUAUCAACAACCUCAGAUAUGCAGAUGACACAACCUUGAUGGCAGAAAGUGAGGAGGAAUUAAAGAACCUUUUAAUGAGGGUGAAAGAGGAGAGUGCAAAAUAUGGUCUGAAGCUCAACAUCAAAAAAACGAAGAUCAUGGCCACUGGGCCCAUCACCUCCUGGCAAAUAGAAGGGGAAGAAAUGGAGGCAGUGAGAGAUCUUACUUUCUUGGGCUCCAUGAUCACUGCAGAUGGUGACAGCAGUCAAGAAAUUAAAAGACGCCUGCUCCUUGGGAGAAAGGCGAUGGCAAACCUAGACAACAUCUUAAAAAGCAGAGACAUCACCUUGCCAACAAAGGUCCGUAUAGUAAAAGCCAUGGUUUUCCCAGUAGUGAUGUAUGGAAGUGAGAGCUGGACCAUAAAGAAGGCUGAUCGCCGAAGAAUUGAUGCUUUUGAACUGUGAUGCUGGAGGAGACUCUUGAGAGUCCCAUGGACUGCAAGAAGAUCAAACGUAUCCAUUCUUAAGGAAAUCAGCCCUGAAUGCUCACUGGAAGGGACAGCUCGUGAAGCUGAGGCUCCAAUACUUUGGCCACCUCAUGAGAAGAGAAGACUCCCUGGAAAAGACCCUGAUGUUGGGAAAGAUGGAGGGCACAAGGAGAAGGGGAUGACAGAGGACAAGAUGGUUAGACAGCGUUCUCGAAGCUACAAACAUGAGUCUGACCAAACUGCGGGAGGCAGUGGAAGAUAGGAGUGCCUGGCGUGCUCUGGUCCAUGGGGUCACGAAGAGUCGGACACGACUAAACGACUAAACAACAACAACAACAACAACAAGGCUAUUCAUGGCUACUACACAUAUUUGCUAUGUUCUGCCUCCAUGGUUGAAGUUAGUAAUGCUUCUGGAUGUUGCUAGAAACCACUGAGUGGGGGCAGAGAUUUCUCCUGUGCUCAGGUUUUGUUUGUGGGCUUCCCAUAAGUUCCUGGUUAGCCGCUGAGCCAUGUGGGCCAAUGGCUUGAGCCAACUGACUCUUCUUAUGUUGAUGCAGGGCUUCUUAAAUUUGCACAUUAUUCUUCUGGUCACCCCAGUGCUAAUUUAGGUGCAGGCUGGGAUGCUGCCUGGGAUGCUGAGUGGGCCCAAGCCUUGGGAAUUAGUAGGCUGUCCGAAUGAAAAACAGGACAGGCCUUCUGCUCCUUUAGUAGUUGUGUAGAAGAGGAAAUCUGAGCUUUGUCAUACAGGUUGCACUUGCAGAAAUGUCAUCUUCUGCUUAUUAAAAGUUCAGAAGCCCUAUCCACCUUUGCACUUGGACACUCUGUGAAGGCAUGCUGCCACACAGAAAACUGUAUGUAAGCCCAGCCACUGGUGUGUAAUUUAAGGGAGUGGCCGUAGAAGGUGCCAUGUUCAAUCCCCAGCAUCUCCAGGUAGGGCUGGGAAUGCCACACCCCUGCCUGAAACCCUGGAGGAGCCGCACAUUGCCAGCCAGCAUAGUAGGUCCUGAACAAGGUAAUAAGAAGCAAUCUGUAAUAAGAUAAUUUCCUGUGUUCCUAAUUCAGCUAAGAUCUGCCAUCCAGCAAUGUUCCUCUUUGGAGGGAAAGGGUUACAGGGAACGUCAAGCAUUCAUUUGUACAUAUGAAUGUCUGAUUUGCAUCUAUACUCACUUAACCUGGUAAUAAGCGGAAAACAUUUGCAUGAAACAGCCUGCUCUUACCUUUGUGUAGGGCAAUGCAGCUGUGAGUGUUUGAACUGCUUCCAAAAGCAGACUAAUGGAGAGAAAUCAACGUUUUCAUCGGAGGCCUUUCUCUGGGUGCUGCACCUGAGGGAGGUGUACUAGGUGGUCUUUUCAGUAGUGGCCCCUGCCUGUGGAAUGUUCUACCCAGGGAAACCUUUCCAGUACUGUCUCUGUUAAUCUUUAUGCAGCAGACUGAAUCUAGAAAGCUCUGAGAAAUAGAAAUAACUUUGCCUGUUGAUAGAAUAGACCAUAAGGUAUGUUCUAGGCCAACUUCCUUGCAGAGUGUGUUACACAACCGGGGAGCCACCACUAAGUAGGCCCUCUUCAGAGUUCAGAGUUUCCUCCACUGAAGAUGCAUGUUAGCAUUAUUUAGCUCUCAUCCCUCUCAGUGUUCAAUCUAGGGCAUUUAUUGCUUUUUAGUAAUGUUGUAACCUGAGAAAAAAGAGCUCAAAUAGUUGCUUUUCUCCUACUCUGGGUGGGUUUUCAGUCUGCUUUGCAUGCAGAAGGUCCCAAGUUCAAUCCUUAGCAUCUCCAGAUAGGGCUAAGACUGUCCUCCAUCUGAAAGCCUGGAGAGGUGCUUCCAGUCAGUGUAGGCAAUACUAAGUUGGCUAUGCCAAUGGUUUGGCUGGGUAUAUGGCAACCUCCUAUGUUCCUUUGUUUGUAUGAACAACCUAACAUGCAGUGGCCUCUCUCGUUGACAUGUGCUCCGCAAACCUGUCACUUAAGGUUUUCCAGGAUGCCUGUUGGCUGAGGAAGUGAAUCAACACUUUAUAUAUGUGUCCUCUCUCACUAUGGAUCUGUACCACUGAGCCCUAGGUGUAACCUUGGCACCGAACCUUUGUCAAGUUGCUGUUGCCUAAUUAAUGUUGUGAAGUUGUUGUUAGGGUGCCAGUGACAGUUGGAUGCAUUGUAAGUGUAAUCUGAGUCCUUGGGGUUGGGACGGGAAAGGAGAGACGGUAAAUAAGUGACCUCUCAAAGAAGCAGAAAAGGCUUUAAAGCAAAGGACGACAAGUGCUGUACAAGUGUUUUAAAAAUGCCCCCCUCCCGAGAUCCCUGGGGCUCAUCCCAAGAAAAUUACCCCAUAAAAACAAAAGGCUCCCUGAUUCUUCAAGGGGUGGGCCUCGUCUCAGUGGUAGAGCAUCUGCUUUGCAUGCAGAAGGUCCCAGAUUUAAUCCCUGCCAUCUCCCUCCCUGUAAACCUGGGGAGCCAUUGCCAUUCAUGUGUAGACAGGACUGUACUAAAUGAACCACUGGUCUGAUGACUCCGUAUAAGGCAGCAAACUACUGUACAUUCCUUUUGGAAUGCCUUGAUGUUUGAGUUGACAAGGCCUUUGCCUAAUUUUCCCCAAAAAGCUCUUUUUAACGUGCUAAGAUCUGUACAAUCCUUUUCACCCAUCUUUUCAGGGCCCCUUCAGGGAAGGUGCUGCUGUUCCCGUUUUGCAGAGGGGACCCAUAGAAAAUGGUUUGUCCCAGGUCACCCAGGGAAACCCAAGUCUACAAUUCUGUGUGUUCUUUUCCCCCAGUGAGUUCCAUUCAGUUGUCAGGCUGACUUUAGUAAGCAAGGAUAGACUGGGGUGCAAGUUUCCUAGUUCAGUCCCCAGGAGGACUCCCCUGUGUGAGUGCCUGAGGGCCCUGCUCCUUCCUGCCAGUUACCACCUGGCCCAGGGCGGGGCCUGACAGGCCUCACAAGGACUGCUCCUGCCACCUACUGUCUGGCCCAGGGUGGGGCCUCACAAGGACGGUUGUUGCCACUGAUGCUGUUACUGCCCAGGAGGACCCGGAGGGGUGCAGAGUUCUUUUUAACAUGUUUUAGAAUCUCCCUUUCCCUUUAGAUUUUUUAUAUAUGGGGGUGGGAGGGAUGUUUGGGUGGGCUUGGGAAUUUGUUAGAUUUUGAUGAAUUUGUAAUUUUUGCAGUUUUAUUUGUACUGUUUUAUUGUUUUCUGGGUUGUUUUUGUUUUUUGUUUUUAUUGUUUUAAGGUUUUAUUGUUUUAGGCUGUGAAAGAAUAACAAUUGCCAUCAAUGGAGGCUACUAUGAGGCUUGGGAUUGCUACCGUGGAGGGGCGAGGGAGGUAUGGCGGUGGGGGCAGAUGUUAUAGGCGAAGGGGAUCGAGAUAUGGAUAUGCUCGUACCCCUUCCAAUCUGCGCCUCAUCCCGAGGGACGAGGGUAGGGUGAGCAAGGAUUACUCACCUCCGUCACUGGUGCUGUACAAUGCCAGGUCUAUAGGCAACAAAACCGCCACCCUGCGAGAUUUCUUUAUCUCGCAGGGGGUCGACCUGGCUUUUGUGACGGAGACCUGGGUGCACGAAGGGGCAACAGUUACCUUACGAGAGAUGGCGCCCCCGGGUUUCUCCGUCCUCCACCAGUCGCGGACUGUGGGCCGGGGGGGGAGGGGUGGCAUUAUUAAUCCGUGAAGAUUGUCCUUUCAGGGCUCUACCAUCGCCAUCGAUCCCCGGCAUUGAAUGUGUUGGCCUAGUGUGGGGCUCCGAGGAGAGCUUGGCUGUCUGGCUGGUGUACCGGCCACCUAGCGCACCAGCAGCCACCCUGUCAGGCCUAUUGGAGGCGGUGGCCGGCUGGGCCUUGGAGUUCCCUAACCUAUUGGUAUUGGGGGACUUCAACAUCCAUGCUGAUGCCACUCCCUCCUCACAGGCUCUGGACCUGGUGUCUUCCAUGGCGACACUAGGGCUCUCCCAGUUUGUUUCGGGCCCCACACAUCAAGCAGGCCACACGCUGGAUUUGAUCUUUGGCGUAGGUAUAGAUGUGAUCAUUUUUCCUUCGAUGAAGGUGCCAUGGUCUGAUCACUAUGCUCUGAAAGCCAGGAUUGACUUUCCACCCCCACCCUGCUUAGGUGGCGAGCCGAUUUGGGCUCGUCCGCAGAGGCUGAUGGACCCUGAUAGAUUCCGCCAAGCCUUGCGGGACCUUGCUCCCCCUGGCGACUCAUUGACUGAGCUUGUUGAGGGCUGGAAUAUCCAGCUCCUGGCAGCCAUCAAUGAGAUCGCACCUAAGCGCCCUCUGCGACCCCGCAGAAACCGGGCUCCCUGGUUUACCAAGGAGCUCCGGAAAACGGCUAGAGCGAGCCUCAGACGGCUAGAGCGAGUAUGGCGGGGUGCCCGUGACGGAGCCUCAAGAACAUCUUAUAGGGCUUUUAUGAAAACCUAUGAGAUGGCGGUGAAGGCUGCUAAGAAGUCUUACUUCUCGGCCUCCAUUGCAUCCGCUAGCUCUCGCCCGGCGCAAUUAUUUACUAUAAUCAGGUCUUUAACGUCCCUUGAGGGACAGCCAAAUUUAAAUAACAAUUUGACACACAGCUGUGAGGCAUUUGCGAGCUUUUUUUGCGGAGAAGGUCUUGUUGCUCCGCCAUGACCUCCCUGCCAGUUUGGAUACAAUAAAGGAACUGGAGGCCCCUCGACUGUCCUCGGGUCCAGUAUUGGACCACUUCAACCGGAUAUCCCCAGCCGAUGUGGACAGACGCCUCCGAGCUGGAAAGCCCACCACCUGUCCUCUCGACCCGUGCCCGUCUUGGCUGAUUAGAGCGUGUCCAGACGAGGUGCGGGCCCUCCUGGGGGAUAUCAUCAAUUUGUCCCUUGGCACGGGGACAUUCCCAGGGGAACUGAAGGAGGCAGUGGUGCGCCCGCUCUUAAAGAAAACAUCAUUAGAUCCUUUAGAUCUAUCCAAUUACCGCCCGGUUUCGAAUCUUCCGUUCCUGCGUAAGGUGAUUGAGAGAGCGGUUGCUGAACAGCUUGGUGGGUUUCUGGAUGAAACAUCGGCUCUGGAUCCAUUCCAGUCCGGCUUCCACGCUGGUCAUGGGACCGAGACGGCUCUGGUUGCCCUAACAGAUGAUCUUCGUAGACAGCUGGAUCGAGGUGGGUCGGGGCUGCUGAUUCUUCUAGAUCUGUCAGCAGCUUUCGACAUGGUCGAUCACGAACUUCUGGACCACCGCCUUGCCGACGUGGGGAUCCAGGGCACAGUCCUUCAAUGGCUGCACUCGUUUCUCUCUGGUCAGGGACAGAGGGUGGCGCAUUGUCAUCGCUCCAUUCCUUGGUGUGUGGAGUACCUCAGGGUGCGAUACUCUCCCCGAUGCUUUUCAACAUCUUUAUGCGCCCCCUCGCCCAGCUUGUCCGGAGUUUUGGGCUGGGUUGCCAUCAGUAUGCUGAUGACACCCAACUCUAUCUGUUGAUGGAUGGCCAUCCUGACUCGGCCCCAGACACACUGACCAGAUGUUUGGAAGCUGUGGCUGGAUGGUUACGUGGGAGCCGGUUGAAGCUAAAUCCUUCGAAGACAGAGGUCCUGUGGCUGGGACGGGACGAUAUGGGAUUGGGGGGGGCAACUCCCAUCUCUUGCGGGGGGCGCAAUUAGUGCCAGCACCGUCCGUUAAGAGUUUGGGUGUAAUCUUCGACACCUCCCUUUCCAUGGAGGCGCAGAUUGCAGCUACAACAAAGGCGGCAUUUUCCAUCUCCGCCAAGCUAAGCAGUUGGCUCCUUACCUCUCUCGCCCUGACCUAGCCACUGUGAUCCACGCGACGGUCACCUCCAGACUGGAUUAUUGUAACUCGCUCUACGUGGGGCUGCCCUUGAGACUGACCCAGAAACUCCAGCGGGUGCAGAAUGCUGCAGCGAGACUCCUUACGGGGUCUUCGCUGCGAGAUCACAUUCACCCGGUGCUAUACCAGCUGCACUGGCUCCCGGUGGAGUACAGGAUCAGGUUUAAGGUGCUGGUUUUAACCUUUAAAGCCCUAUACGGCCUAGGACCCUCGUACCUACGGGACCGCCUCUCCUGGUAUGCCCCACAGAGAAACUUACGGUCUUCAAAUAAAAACAUCUUGAAGGUCCCAGGCCACAGAGAAGUUAGGCUGGCCUCAACUAGAGCCAGGGCUUUUCGGCCGUGGCUCCGAUCUGGUGGAACACUCUGUCACAAGAGACCAGGGCCCUGCAGGACUUGACAUCUUUCCGCAGGGCCUGCAAGACAGAGCUGUUCCACCAGGCCUUUGGCCAGGGCACAGCCUGACUCCCUCCCUCGGCAAUCUUCGCGGAGCUCUGGCCCAAUGGUUGCCAUUGGCUUGAAUUAAUUAAUUUUAUAAUGAAUGAUUUUAGAGUGUUGUUUGUGCUGUACUUUUGUACUGUUUUAUUGUUGUUAGCCGCCCUGAGCCCGGCUUCGGCUGGGGAGGGCAGGAUAUAAAUAAAAUUAUUUAUUAUUAUUAUUAUUAUUAUUAUUAUUUCCCACUAUACUGGCACUUUUAACACCUGUAUAGAAGUGGGGUGUCUCUGUUCAGCAGCUAGGGUAAGCACAAGUCAUUUAACAACUACAGCAAAAGGGGUGGUCUCUCCUGGAUCUUUUGCUAUUCGACUUUACUUCCUUACAUAUGUGUCAUUCCUCUGUGCUUGACUUGGUUAGAAAGCAGCAAACUGUUACAGUUUGUUUUUAAAAUGUGCAACCUGCUUUUCACAGGUGCCUUAAAAUGACUUACAAAGAAGACAAAAUACAACGUACAAAAUAUAAAGCAUAGACUGAAACAUCUGUAGGAGGGAACAUCAGAGCUGCACUCCUGAAAUAAAACCAUUUUGGCAUCUGAAACUUCGCCAGGGCAGUGCCUGCCUGGUUUCUACUGGACGGUGAUCCAGAGAUUUGGGCCCACUGUCCUGAAGGCUCAUGUUGACAUGAGUCAUGCUUCUGCACCAUUGGGAGCCACUAAUAGUGCUGCCCCAGAUGAUAUUGGUGAUUGGCCUGGGACAUACUGGGCAAGACAGUCCUAAAGGUAUCCUGAGCCUAAGCUGUUCAGGGCUUGCACUUCUUCAAGAACCUUGAACCUUGCUCAGUAGAAGACGGGAAGCCAGUGCAGGUCUUUUAGCACAGGUGUCAUACAUCGGCUGUAGUCUCUUCCCAUCUCCAGACCAGAUCCGAGGGGCAGCCCCACACAGAACACAUUGUGGUAAUUCAGCCUUGAGGUUGUCAGUGCCUGAACUAAUGUAGUCGGGUUUCUGAGCCAAGAGCCCAGCUCCUGCGGGGAACUGCAGGAGAUUGUGGCAAGUGCAGGUUGCUAAUGACCCAAGCGCAACUCAGGUGAAAAAUUGCACUCCCUGGAUGUCCCCCUUCUAUGCAGGUAUUAAAACUUCCAGAACUGGUUCUCCCUUAAUAAUGCAUCUAGUCACUUGUUCUCUCAGGGUAUCUGAAUGUUCCAUGCAGAAAGCAAGGCUCUGCUGUGAAGUGGCAUUUAAUUGAGUGGAGAUCUGUGACACUGCUGAGACCCUUGUCUCACUGCCGACUCACAAGUCUCCUUCUCCCUCCUUGGUUUUGUAAGUAGCUGCAUAGGAGAGACUAGCACAGCACAGGGCUAUUUUAGCUUUCAGCUGCAAGCAUGCAUGUAUGGUCAAUCAGCAUCAGGGAUCAACUUCUUUGAGCAUCUCCCAUGCUCCUUCCUUGCAGACCACCCACUGCUAACUCCCAGAGCCCCCUAACCGUGUCCUCCUUAAUAAAUUUUAUUUACUUUGCAACAUUUACACGCUGCUUGACUGUAAUAAAACCUCCAAGCGGUUUGCAAAAAUAAAUUAAAAACAUCAAGAUGAUCAAAACAUGUAUUUAAGGACAUUCCAAAGCCAAAACAUGUAUUUAAGGACAUUCCAAAGCCGAUUUGAAUCAAGCAAAAAUAGAUUAAAACACAUGUCACCACCCUAGAUAUCUGGAUAGGCUUGCCUGAACAAACACAAGCAAGUGCUGAAAAGACGCCAGCAAAGGUACCUGCCUGAUGUCAAUAGGCAGGGAGUCCCAAUGUGUCGGUGAUGCAAUGCUAAAAAAUCAACUUCUCACAAGUGCAGAAGGAGUAUGGCACCUGUAAGAGUAGCAGUUUCACAGAUUGCAGUGGGCAUACACGGGGUAAGGUGAUUCUGCAAGUGAACUCCUUGCAUGGGGCAUGUUUGACCAUCCAUCCAAAUGUUGUUGGGACUCCAUCUCUCGCCUACCUGACCCUUGGCUAUAUGCUGGUGUGAGUUGGGAGUGCAACAACCUCUCUGUGUUACCUCUUUCCCUCUCCAAGUGAGGUAGUGGCAGCAGGGACAAAGGAAAGGAGUACCAGGUUCUGCUUGCCUCACCCUCUCCUUUGGAAGCAGAGAGGGAGAGGAGAGCAAGGGUGUGGGUGGCAGCAGCAGCAGUAGCGGCAAAGAGGAAGAGGUAGCCCCCUUGAAGGAAUCAUGUCCGAAGGACUGGAGCCAACGCUGACCUGCCUGCCCCAUAAAAGCUGUUUCAAUGCCCACAGUUAGUGAUAGGCCUCUUUGAGUUUCUGGUAGUGGGAGGAAACAAUUGUGGGAUUAUUCCAGUUGUCCCAAUGGAGCCGUGAUGAUGUGAGUUUUCAUUGAUGGUAGGGCGCAAGUCAAUGUCUCUUCGGUGGAGGCUAGUCCAUUAGAGUCAGUGAGGCACUCCCCCAUCGACAUAUUCUCCCUUCAGCCAGCCUCCCUGCCUGCCUUCUUCCUUACAACCAUUCCAUGGGGGUAGCACUCUGUGUUGGCCUUGUAAACUCAGGAGGGAGGAGGGUGUGAGAAAGACUUCUCAUUGGCUUUGGUGCCACCUGCUGCUGUUCUCUGUGCCUUCUGGCUUACCUGUCCCAGUGGGCACCGCUGAAUAUCUUGGAGGUGUCUCAGCAUCAUUAUUAUUACUAUUAUUUAUUAAAUUUGUAUACUACCUUUCGUUUGCAGAUCUCAGGGCACAGCAAGGAUCUGGGGCAGUCAGCAUGGUGCAUUCCAAAUAAAUAAAACUUCCAUCAUUUCUUGCUAUUAGCCACAUUGCGGGGGUGGAGGUGGCUGAUGGGAGUUGUAGUUCCCAACAACCGAUGGAGGGCACUACCUUGGCUACCUUGAGAGUGAUCAUCACGGGAAAUUGGAAGGUGCAACUCACCUUACUUGGAGCCAAAAGGCACAUUCUGUAGACUCUUACAUUCCUUUGGUCUUUGCUCUUUCUGAAAAUGGCUUGGAGGCAAACUGUGGAUAGCACAGGGUGUCAUCCAACUCUAUAGAUGAAUAGUGGCGUUUGCUGAAAGUUUUGCAAGAGGUGCAAAGACCAGGCGACCAAGGAAGGUGCUGGGGUUCUUGCAUGGUUUUCUCUUUUUUACCAGCUGUGCAAGAAGAGGAAAUUUUGGCGUGCGGGCAGUUUGCCCUGCAGGGUGAUGAGAAGCUGCCCUAACUAAAAUUCUUCUGCACACCUUUCAAAGGUACAAGGGCCCUGUCCUCUUAUAGCAAGUGAGACCAUUGGUUCGUUUAGCUCGGUUUUGUCUACUGAGCAGUGACUUCAGAGUUUCAGGAAGGGGACAUCCCUAGCCCUACCUGGAGAUGCCAGGGAUUGAACUUGGGACCUUCUGCAUGCAAGGCAGAUGUUCUUCCACUGAGCUAUGGCCCUUCCCCCAUGCUUGCAAAGAAGUCCUGCAGCUCUCUCUGAUGCCCGUUUUACCUCACUCUGAUUUGAAUGGGGUUUGCUUCCAAGUGCCUGCACGGAAUUGCAGCCUCGUGGAUGCCCAUAACUGCCCACGGUCCUGCAGAUGGGAAAGUGGGAAUAACUUUCGUUAACGCUUUCCCUCGCAGUGAUUUGCUUAUUCUGGGGGUUACUGUUUGAGGCCCCAUCUGUAGUGUGGCUGAAACAGAUUGAGAGAGAUUUUGAAACAGCCGGUGCGCUCCCUACAUACGCGCGCGCACAAACACACACACACACCACCCCCCAUGCCUCUUGCUGUCCGAUAAAGCAUGCCAGGAUUCAGAGGAGUCAAGUAAAGCGUCUGAUUUGUGAGCAUCUUUCCUUUUGCCACGAUAAAAAUAACUCGACUUGUCGAAACCUGCCAGAAAUCUGGAGAGCAAAGUCCCGCUUCCUGAUUGGCUACAGUACCAGUCCCUCACUGCUAGGCAAAGCUCUGUAGUCAGAAUCCCGUAUCCAUGGCAAUAGGCCCCGUCAGCUUUUGAACUUUUCCACCGUGGAAAGGUAAUUGGUUAACUUGUAUGUUCGCAUGAGCAGAAAAGACUCACGCUGACUUGGACACCUAUCCAUUGCUUGUUGACAAGUCAGCUCCAAGUGAGUGGGUGUCACCUGCUUACCGUUGCCUUCCAGUUCCGAAUUCCUUCCUGUCCUGUGUGUGCCGACUCGAAAGUAAGCCCUGUGGGAACAGGCUGAUUGGCAGAUUUCUUAGAUACAUCUCAUCAGUGUGAUUUGUUAAAGGAUAUUUGGAGAGUUGGGGGCAGCGCAGUUAGACCUCUUCAGACCCCUCCUGCUCGCACAUUUUCAGGUCAGAGCAAGAGCUUAUCUGGGCAUCACUGAGAGGCAGUAUGGUAUAGUGGUUAGAGUUUUGCCCUAGGACCUGGGAGAUCAGGGUUCAAAUCUCCGCUCAGUCACGAAGCUGUCACUGGUUAGCCUUCGUCCAGUCGUCCAGUCUCCGCCUCGCCUUUUAGGGUUGUUGUGGGGAUUAAAUGGGGAGGGGGAAGAGAGCUACAUACAGCAUCUUGAGCCCCUUGGAGGAAAGGUGGGAUAUAAAUGUAAUAAAGAAAGAAAUGAAAUGUGGUUGCAUUCAAGGGUCGGCAAUACAUUCUCUCAUAUUUAACCCUAUGCCCAGAAUAUCCUUCACCUAACUAGGGUUGCUGUGUGGCUGAUGUGCAAAUUUCCACAUAUCAACAAAACUAUUCAUCAAACAGAGAAGAAAGGCAGCAGGGUCUUGGAGAGGAGAACACACAAAGGCUGUGUUGUUCCCUGGCAACUGGUAUUUAGAGAGAUGGAGCCUCAGGUGGUAGAGACUUCAUACAGCCGUGGUGACCAGAGGCCUUAAUCUCCAGUGAAUUUAUCUUAAAGGUAAAGGGACCCCUGACCAUUAGGUGCAGUUGUGGCCGACUCUGGGAUUGCGGCGCUCAUCUCGCUUUAUUGGCUGAGGGAGCUGGUGUACAGCUUCCGGGUCAUGUGACCAGUAUGACUAAGCCACUUCUGGCGAACCAGAGCAGCACACGGAAACGCCGUUUACCUUCCCGACGGAGCAGUACCUAUUUAUCUACUUGCACUUUGACGUGCUUUCAAACUACUAGGUUGGCAAGAGCAGGGACCGAGCAACGGGAGCUCACCCCGUUGCGGGGAUUCGAACCGCCGACCUUCUGAUGGGCAAGUCCUAGGCUCUGCGGUUUAACCCACAGCGCCACCUGCGUCCCUGAAUUUAUCUCACCCCCUUUUAAAAGCUGUUAGGCUGAGAGGCAAUGGCUGGUCCCAAAUCACCCAAUGAGCUUCAUGGCUAAGUGGGGAUUUUGGCCCUGGUCUCCCAGGUCCUGGUAAAACGCUCUUUAACAUAUGGCUAAAAAACCAAACCCUCAGGCAUCUGAGGUUUGAUUAGAACAAGGACCUGUGCCCUAGUUGUCAAACUACAACUCCCAUCAGCCCCCGUCAGCAUGGUGGUUGGGAAUGAUGGGAGUAAGAAUCCAACAACAGCUGGAGGGCCCUAACAAAAAUGCAGCUUCCUCAGAAACUGACCUCUUUUAUUGCUUUCCCCAAACUAGAUCCAAACCUUGCUUCCUUUCGUAUGUAAAAUUAUCAUAACAUAUUUUUAUGACUGGGAGAGAAACUUGCCAGUAUAAAUCCUCUUUUGAAUCUCGUUCUAUUGGCAUGCUGAAGCAUAAUCUCUGAUGGGGGAGUGAAAAGAAUUCUCUAGGUAGAUUUCAUAAAACAAAGCUACGGAUUUGCUAUUAAUAAGCUGUGACUCAUGUUUUUUUUUCUAGCUCAUUUUUUCUUUUUAAAAAAUUGAGUGUCAGCAAGUGGAUGUGGGGCGAGGGAGGGGGCUGCCAUGAAGAGAUGGCAUUCCAUGGUAAUAGGAUUUAGGAUUAAUGUAUGUCAUGGUAGAUGGAAGGAAUGUGGGUGGGGGAGUUUAACCAUUCAUUCUUUCCCAUCAUCCCCCAUCUAUUCUAGUAUAGGAGUUGCAAGUUUUAACUAAAGGAAGCCAUUGUUAGGACCAAUGAGGCUAGAUGUUAAGCAAGAAAUCUGUAACUCUGAAAGCAAGGGGGGAACCACGUAUGCCACCUUGAGCUCUUUGGAGAAAAGGUGGGAUAUAAAUGAAAUAAAUGAAGUGUUUGUAACUGAACUAUGAGUUGGUUAUCUUAAAAAUGAUUUCAUUGUUUACGUGUUGCUUUUCGCAGGAUUCUUUGUAUGAGAACCUGGGUUGAAGGGUGGUCAGAAAAUAUAAUUUAGGAUUAUAAUUAAAAAUGGGUACAGAGUGGAAGACCGACAAGGGUUUGGAAGCAGACAUGAAAAGCCUGAGCCUGCAGAUUGCACCAGCCCUAAGCUGAAAUGGAGAAGUGUUGUGUGGGCUUUAAUUAGAUUCGGUCAUGCUUGAUGCGAAGUCGUAUUGGGUUUCACCAAAGGCUACAGGAACUUUUGGCCACACUUGGAAGGGAAGGUUACACUGACGUAGCUGGGAUCAUAGUUCCUCUUGCAGCUAAGCUGCAUUUGUGGCUGUGUGUGUGUGUGUGUGUGUGUAAAGUUUCUUGCUUGGAAGCUUUUUGAAAAUUGUUUUAAAUAUGACAAGUGGGCCCUUUUAAGGAAGGGUAAUAGAAAUAAUUUGCUCUUGGCUGUAUAACUGCUUUGCCCCAUAAUUCACUGCUGCUGCUUAUCAUGGUCAACUUAAAGGAAACAGCUGUCAAAAAAGAGAGACAGUGUGGUUUAGCAGUUAAGAAUGUUGCACUUGGCAGAUCAGGGUUUAAAUCCCCUCUUGGCUACGAAGCUCACCGAGUGAUCUUGAGACAGUCAUGAGGGCUGCCACUCAGUGGUAGAGCAUCUGCAGUGUGUUUAGAAAGUCCCAGGUUGAACCCCUGGCAUCUCAGGUGGGGCGGAGAAUGUCCCUGGUCUGAAAUCCUGGAGAGCUUCUACCACUCAGUUUAGCCAAUGCUGAGCUAGAUGGACCAGUGGUCUCACUCGGUAUUAGGCAGCAUGUUGGGGUAGCCAACAUGAUGUCUUCUAAACGUUGUUGGACAACAGUUCCCAUCAUCUCUCCCCGUUGGUAAUGCUGUCGGAGACUGAUGGGAGCUGGGAGCUGGGAGCUGGAGGGCACUUUUUUGGUUUCCCGUCUCUUAGCCUAGCCUAGCCUAGCCUGUGAGGGUUGUUGUUGUUAAAAUUUGUAUACUGCCCUAUACUCAAAGGUCUCAGGGCAGUUACAACAUAAAAUCACAAUAUAAAAACACAAAAUGCAUAAUCGAAACAAAAACAACCCACUAAGAUACAAGGGGCUGGGAAAGAGAACUAUGCCUGGCACUGUCAGCUCCCUGGAGGAAAGUUGGGAUAUUGGUGUAGUAAUAAAGCAAUAGAUAAAAUAAAAGCAGGUCUAUAUGACUUAGCCUGUGUGAAGCAGAUAACUUUUCAAAAGUUUGCAAAUUGUAUUAGAGACCCAUCCAGUUUUCAGUGAUGGGAAGUUUCCACACUUUGAAGUGUUUUGAAUCCUUUUCUUCUUCUUUUUUGCAAUAGAGGUUGCCAGCUUUUGGGUGGCCCUAAACACCACUCUGUCCGACCCUUGGAACUGUCCCAGGCCAUGCCCCUCACUGGCCCUGCUUCCCAGCCUCUUUGAGUGCUUUUGCUUGUCUGGAAUGUGUCCUUGAACUCUGAUAACACCUCUUGCUUGCCUGGAGGGAGGGUAGAGAGGGGUGUGUGCAUUCAUUGCUCCACCCCCUUUUGCCUUUGGCCCCACCCAACACUUGCAUGUGGCCCCUGAGAGUCUGCUCCAGGAGGGAAUGAGGCCCUUGGUCUGGAAAUGGCUCCCUACUCCUGAUGUAAGGGGAGUCAGGUCACCGACAGUUUCUGAUCUUCUCGUGUUCAACCGAAAGCCUUCGUCUCCCAAAGGCCAGCUGACUUAUUGAGCAUGGAGUGCAGUGGCAGAAAUGUAAUCCAACAUUUAUGGGUUUAAUAAAAGUUGAAUAAGCUUCCAUGCGCUGCAGCCUUAUCUGUGCUCCAGCAUGCAGAGACUCUUGGCAGUUCCGCCACUGGCAGGUCAGCAUUGAUACAUAAAACAGGCGAGUUUGGCGAGAGCUCAUUCCGCAUGUGUUGUGCAUGCAGGCAGCUCUUCUGAGUUCGGUACAUUCAGUGCAAUCUCCUCCAGAUAGCUGGGUACUCUUCCAUCAUGUUGCCACAGCUGUAAUAAGCAGCAGCUUUAAAAAUAUUUCUGUAUUUAUAGCUGAUAAUAGAAUUCACAGUGUCUUGAUAAUGAAACUGAUGGUGGUGGUGGUGAUUUGUACAGCACCUAACAUCUUAGAAACACGGCACAGAUGUCUUCCAGACUACAGCAGUCCCUGCCAGCCUGGGGGCUCACAGUCGGAUAGACCGGAUACUAAAGGGGGAAAGUAAGCAAAAAUUCAAGCACUAAAGUUCCAAAAAAUUAUGUGAUUGUUUUUCUCAUGGUUGGCUGGAAUGGCUGCUGACCAAACAGCAGUUGGUGCCUGGUGGGCUGAUGGUUUGGGCCUCAGUUAAGAGAUAUUAUUAUUAUUUUUCCCAUUAAGUGGCAUAUGCAUUUUAUGAAUACAGUGGUACCUUGGGUUACAAACACCUCAGGUUACAAACACUUCAGGUUACAGACUCUGCUAACCCUGAAGUAGUACCUUGGGUUAAGAACUUUACCUCAGGAUGAGAACAGAAAUUGUGUGGCGGUGGCGCAGCGGUAGCGGGAGGCCCCAUUAGCUAAAGUGGUACCUCAGAUUAAGAACGGUUUCAGGUUAAGAACAGACCUCCGGAACGAAUUAAGUACAUAACAAGAGGUACCACUGACAUGAAAUCAAAUCAAACCAUGAUAUCUAAAUAAAACUUCCAUGUUCAGAGGCAGUAUAGCACAGUGAGUAUCAGAUACCAGAGGAUUCCAUCUCUGAAGCCUUUGUUAUAUCUAGGCUUGCGUAUAUUUGUGUGUGUGUGUGUGUGUGUGUGUGUGUGUGUGUGUGUGUGUCUGUGUGUGUCUGUGUGUGUGUGUGUGUGUGUGUGUCUUUACAGUUUUACUAAUAGUGGGGGCUGUAGCAUACAGGACCACAGGCAAAAUGUGGGGCAAAGACUCCAGAAAUCAACAGGCCGUUGGGUAUCUAUACAACCCCAGACCACAUAGUGCUCCACUUCCUGUUUUUUGUUUUCUCUUGCAGCCUGCUCCAAAGUGGCAAUGCAGGAUUCAUACUUGCCUGAAAAUUCAGCCUGUUCCUUUUUUGCUGUUUUGCAGGAGAAUGCAAAGAAUUGGAGUCAUGUGACAAGUGCAUUGAAGGAGAUGCUACUCUGAACAUCACGAACUGCGUGUGGAUGCACUGCCGAGAGUCUGAGGAGAAGCCAGGUAAGCUGAGGCAGGUGGUGGGGGAUGCUUGCCAAAAACUCAGUUCAUAUGCCUUACAAAGAAUGGCCCAAUUCUACAUGUUCUCUGCAAAGUGGAACAUAUUUGCCUAAAGUAAUUCCAUUUCCCUGCCUUAUCCUCCCAGUGCUUUGAGUUUUUGUAAUGGCUUCCCUCUUCUCCCCCAGAUGGUCGAAGAAUUCCGACAUGGUGUGCAUGCUACGUAAUGCUGCCAGGUCCAAUGAUUUGCUCACCUAGCUCAGUAUUGUCUGCUCUGACUUACCAUCACCUGCCACCUCUUUUCAGUGGAUGAUGCAUGUGCUCUGCCAUUGCGCUGUGGUUACUUCUUCAGCUCAGUAUUGUCUACUCUGACUGGCAGCAGCUCUCCAGGGUCCCAGGAAGAGAAGAAAUGGUUUGGGAGUAAGGGGCAGGCAGUUGGAGAGCUAGAGAGGAUGGGUGGAGGUCAUCAGGGAGGAGCAGGAGCUGCGUCAAGCUCUUCCAGCACCUGAACGUCUCUUCAUACAUGGAGUGGAGAUGCUGUGUACGUCUCCAAAAGUGAAAAUCGAAGUUGUUGAGUGCCCCCCAAAUCGUUUUGGGACUUUUCUUUGGUUUCUAAAGUUUUUUGUAAAAAAAACUAGCCCAACUUCCCAUACAUCCGGGUUUUCCAGGACAUUUUGCCGAUUCAGCAAAAAUCCACCUGGACGCCAUUUUGCAGAGCGAUUCCCAGACAUGUCUGGGAGAACCCAGACGUCUGGCAGCCCUAAAUAUGUACAUCUCAUGCAUCACUGAAACCAAGACAAUGUAAUUUCUAGGUGGUCACCCAUCCAGGCACUGACCAGACCCAAACCUGCUUAGCUGGUGGCUUUGUGGACCUUCAGACCAUACCCUAGGACCAGGCCUUGCAUGCAGGAGGUCUCAAGGUUCAAUCCCUACCAUCUCUUGUUAAAAGGAUUCGGCACCAACCAGAUGAUGGGAAAGACCCUUUUCUGAGACUUGAAUAGAUAAUACUGGACUAGAUGGAGAAAUAGCCUGACCACUUCCCUUUGUUCCUCUGAGCAGUCUGCAAGGGCCACCCCACCUUACACAUUACCAAGAUGUUAGGAAGCCACAAAAUGGUGCAUCCAGCCCUUUUCUGUCUUCUCUGGCUGGUUCUGGCUCUCCAAUGGGGCCACCGGCCCAUUCUCACUGAAGGUGCCAGAAUCUCUGGCGCAUAUGCCUUGUGCUUCAUCAGUUGCCACCUUCUCCAAGGACCACUCAGUUCCUGACUUGCUGGAUGUGCAAGAGGCAAUAUGCCUCUGAAUAAAAGUCACUGGGAAUCACAAGUAGGGAAAGGAUGCCUUAGGCCUGAUCCGGCAUCCUUUACAUGGCCUUCUGCCUUCUGCUUGUCUUGCUUGAAAGCAAAAAGCAAAGGACCUUGCUACUUUAAGGCCCUGGCUGAUACUUGGAAAUCCCUCCUUCCAUUUGCUGGGAGUUUGUGGCUACCCCUCUGAGUGGAAUCGCCUCAAGCUCUGCAUCUGUGUCGGUUUGUGUACUUCGUUUGUUGCCAUGACUGCCAUCCCCAGGGGGAUAGAUAGAUGGGAGCCACAAAGAUACAGCCUUCUGCUCUCUGCUGGUUCAGAAACAAACUCCCAUCUCACAACGUUGUCCUGGAAGCUCCUGCCGAAGUGCUUAUCUUCAUAUGGAGAAAGAACAGGGGGUGGUGUCUUGCCCAUUUCCUCGCUGCUACCUGGCCCUUUUGUCCACUUCAUCAGGUGUGCAGACUACCUGGAGCCCUACUUGCUACAGCAGGUGGAAGGAGGGCAAGGUGAAAGAUGUGAACUGGGAUGGGAGAGAUUUGGUUAGGAACAUAGGAACCUGCCUUAUGCCCAAUCAGACCAUUGGUCCAUCCACCUCAACAUUGUCCACACUGACCCGCAGCUGUUCUCCGGGAUCCCAGACUGUGUUCUUUCCCAGACUGAGAUGCUAAGGAAAGAACCCCGGGGCCUUCUGCAUGCAGAGCAGAUGCUCAGCCAUUGAGCUACGGCUGCUUCCCAAUACAAGAAGCUGCCUUACACUGAGUCAGACCUUUGGUCCGUGUAGCUCAAACAGUCCCAGGAAGUAUAGCCAAUGGCGGGGGGGCGGUGCCCCCUGGGUGCCAUCUCUAAGGGGGGUGACAAGCCCCACCUUGCGGGGGGCUUGCCCCGCCGCCCCUGGGCGCAGCAGCGCAAGCUGCUGAAAUCGCACAGCCGUCGCGUGCGGAGGAUUCUCUGCUUGUGACUGCAGCAGCGGUGGAGGGAUCCCACUGCUGUCCGUAUGGUGCUUGAGCAGUGACGUCGGCAAACUGCCCCACGGCGCAUGCGCAGUGCCGCUAUAUACUGUGCAUGCUACGUACGGCGCAUGCACUUGCGCAGUACGUAGCGGCGGUGCGCAUGCGUCACAUGUACGCCACAAGCACAUGUGCCACCAGGCUGUUUGCCCUGCACCCCCCACUGGGUGCUGGUUAGCCUUCCUUCACCCCUGUCUGCAGGGCCAAAGAUUCCCCACCCCUGAUCUCAGGUGAAGGUGUCUUGGAUAGCAGUUGCAUCUCCCACCCAGCAAACUCUAGAGUGGAUCCUUCUUUCAGGAAAGGUUUGGGUUGUCAAGAUUUCCUCUGGUGCUAAUUCCCCACUCCACAUUCUUCACUAUCUAGUUAAUACAAGUUACAGGUAGGUAGCUGUGUUGGUCUGCCGUAGUUGAAACAAAAUAAAAAAAAUUCCUUCCAGUAGCACCUUAGAGACCAACUAAGUUUGUUAUUGGUAUGAGCUUUCGUGUAUCUGAAGAAGUGUGCAUGCACACGAAAGCUCAUACCAAUAACAAACUUAGUUCGUCUCUAAGGCGCUACUAGUUAAUACAACUGUGUAUCCCUGUAUAGGGAAGUUUUUAAUGUUUGAUGUUUUAUCAUACUUUUAUAUUUGUUGGAAGCCGCCCAGAGUGGCUGGAGCAAUCCAGUCAGGUGGGAAGAUGAUGAUGUUGUUGUUGUUGUUGUUGUUGUUGUAUUUACUUACUUACUUACUUACUCACUCACUCACUCACUCACUCCUGUGUUAAAUCAUGCUUGCUGUUGAUUGCAGCAUCCCUUUCCAGGUAUGCUUCCCUCUUGCCAUCACAAUUGUAUGGUGAGGAGGGCAGCAGGGUGAUGCCUACUUAGCACCCCACCUACGCACUCUGGUUGCGUAGCCCUGUAUAAAAGAGUGGGGGAAAUGUGUGUUUGGGGGAGAGGGAGACAUGCAGGAUUUUCAGUGUGACUUGGUUUCUCUCCUCUAUCCUCAGGUUCUGGUAGCUGUGUUGUAAAGGGAGAGCCGGCCAAGGAGAAGUGUCACUUUUACAAUGUCACUUCCAGGUGUGAAGGUAAUGCUUUUCUGCCCAACCACUGAUCACCAUGCUGUCUGUUAGGCCUCAUCAUCUGCCUCAGGACCUUUGCCUCUGCCUGUUCAUUCUGGAACCUGAUCACCAGGACCUCCUCAAACAUUUUUCUUGCUUAUGACUCUUGAUACAGAAGCAAGAAGGAACUAGGGAGACGUUCUGUUCUGGGUGGGGUGGCACUUCCUCCCUGAAGGAUCAGAAAAGUAGCUAGGGGGAGGAGACUCCCUGAUCUGGAGGGCCACAGGUUCUUUAUCUCUGACAUAGAGGACACUUUCACAUGACCAGCUGGAGGAGUCCUCUUCAAACCAUUUGCCCAUCUGAUCCAAUACAGGCUGCCCUUCCUGGCAGCAAUUUUUCCUGAGUUAUCAGGCAUCUUUAUGGGAUUUCUUGCCAUAAGGUACAUAAGGGUUCAUUCUUAGCUAUUGAUGUUAACAGCUGUUUAUGUCUAUUUAUUCAUGUUCUACAGCUGUCUAAAUAAAAACAGCACUAAAUAAAUAAAUAAAUAAAUAGUUAAAUCACAAAAAGCAGAUGCAUUUAAAAUAAAACUGAAACAAUACAAAAUAUUCGCUCGUGGCAAAUAUCCAUUUAUCCAGCUAUGAAAGCUUGCCCUACCAUGUUCAGUAGUUUCCAGAAAGUGCAGACAUUGGGAGCCGUUUGUAUCUUGACACAGACAAGAUGGUCUCCAUUAAGAUCUAGCUCUGUCCUGUGGGGCAGUAGAUAACAAAUCUUUGUCUUCUUCCCUUCAGGUAUUUGAAUGACUACUUUUUUAUUAGUUUGCUCUAAUUAUUCUACUUUAUAUAAAUGUAGUGUGGCUUUUCUUGUCACUGAGUGUGCAUAACCCUGAGUGUGCUUCUCUAAUGUGAUGAUCUGCUUGGAUAAUGCAAUGUGUGGUAGGGAAAUUUUCUUGUAGGAAAGAGGUGUGGGUUGACCUCCCCCCCCACCCCCCCUGCUAAUGAUGGUUCUUUUCUUAGCAUCCGAAGCAACCACCAAGCAACCUCCACAGCCAACCACCAAAGAGCCUCCAAAACCAGCCACUAAGGAGCAUGAGAUCAUCACACUUGGUAAGUGUGAUUCCCCUUAUCUUUUGCGCAUUGGAGAAGGGGAGGGUUUGAAUGUUGGUGAGCUAGUGCUAGAGCAUCUCCAAGUGGGGAAUGCAGAGUGGCUUCUUGGUGGUCAUAUGUGCUCCAGGUGCUGUUUUCCUUAGCAAGCCCUUCUGUUGUGGUAAACACUUGUCACUCGGGGAACAGGACCACAGCUUACCUUGAGACGUGAGAGCAAACAUGGCUAAUUGCAUCGCCACCUUACCUAAGUAGAACUAGGAUCUUCCUAUUUUCCUAAACCCAGAGUCUCAGUGUGAUUGUAUCCAGGGCAAAGUGUGCUUCUCCAACAAUUUGGACGUUUAGAAGACAUCUGAAGGCAGCCCUGUUUAGGAAAGGUUUUAGUAUUUGAUUAAUUAUUGUAUUUUAAUACUUUGUUGGAGUGGCUGAGGAAACUACUACUACUACUACUAUUAUUAUUAUUAUUAUUAUUAGGAUUCAGUUCAGAUUCUGCUUAGAAUUUAGCUCCAAAUCUUCCCACCCACAAGCCCACAACAUGUUCCCAAUCCUACAUGGAGAGUCAUUCAGACCUCACCUUUGAAAAAUGACUGUGCUUUUAGCAGCAAUUUAGAAGAGAGCAAGACUUCCCACCACUAUUUCAGGUGAAAAUUAAGGGGCUUUAAUAAAAUAAAACAGAUCCUUUUGCUAUUGCCAAGAGGCCUGGCAACUCUUGCUGUACACCGUCGCUGGUUUGGAUGAGAAAGCUUAACAAGGCAGGCCAAAGGAACGGAAAGGGAAAAGCUAGCUAAUAAAGAAGUGAAGGAGAGAUGGAUGUAUGUGUUCUCAGGGAGAAUGAAUCUUCCUGCCGAAAAGAAGAGCAAGAAUUGAAGAGCUUUGGGCUAAUUAAAGUGAGUAACUCUAUCCUGAAUCCUUGUGAAUUAUUGAUCCAGCGCAGGCUCCUGACAGGAAGUUGUAUGCACUCAUUUUUCUCUGCGUGAGCGAGGGCUCCUGUUUUUCGGCUUCCACAUCAGCCUUGCCCACACUGUGUUUAACUGCUUCCUCUGUUUCCUUGCAAAGUGCACCCCUUCAGUAGCAACGCUGCAGCAUUGCGUGGCUGCUUUUGUGAUGGAGAUGUGAAACACUUGGCUGGGUGGUGAAUGCACAGUCCGUGGAACGAAGGUUUAAGUUCUAGCAGCUAAGUCUUUGCAAUACGACCUGUACAUGAGCUGACUAGCGUGGGAUGGUGAAAGACAAAAAAAGAAGACGCUUGCAACAAAAUGAUGCUUUUCGAUCCUUACAUCUUGUAAAGUGAGGGGUAAGGUUGGCCAGGAGGUGCCAUUUCAGACACUGCCCGCCUCAGCCACCUAAUCUCUUUCAUCAUCAGGAAAGCCUGAAUUGUUCCUUAAGGGGAUUUUUGACUGUGACCCAUUAACAUUGCUAGGGAGAGGUUUUGGCGAAGGCAGGAAAUUUAGGCUGCAGAGGCUGUUGGAAUUUCUGUGCGACAGAUAAUCAUAAGACUUGCAGGGGACUUACAGGUACCCCCUGUAUGCUGCAGGAAAUUCUGGAGAUAACCAAGAGUACGUACCACUCUGGCAAGACAAUGCGCAGGCAGGUAGAGUCUCAGCUGGCAUACCAGAUGGAGCUGGUAGACAACCACCUUGGAUACAGAAUUAACCUGGACCUCCAUGGACAGCUGUGAGUCCAAAAUGACUCCCAGGCUGCACACCUGGUCCUUCAGGGGCACAGUUGCUCCAUUCAGGACCAGGGAGUCCCCCAUACCUGCCAGCCUCCUGCCCCCCCCAAAGUACUUAUUUCUUGUCAGGAUUCAGCCUUAAUCCAUUAGCCGCCAUCCAUCCUCCAACUGCCUCCAGAUAGUAAUAGUAAUACCUUGAGCUUGGCAAAUCAACAACUAGCACAGAUCUCUGAGCAGAGGUGUUAUAUGGUCUGUGGCCAAGCCUCCAUACAGGUCUUCAUCAGCUCAAACUUCAGAGCUCUCUUUAAAGUUAGUACAGUACUGAUACCUUACUCCGGGACUGCUCUCCAUUGUGCACACAGGUCCAUCUUCACUGUGUUGGAGGGGCUGCUGUGUAGUUGGUACAUAGAAGCACAUGUGGGACUGCUCAGAGGUGGCUGAAUUUUUGAAUAAGUUGUUAGCUGGGGUUUUUUUUUAUGACGGAACUAAUCAUUACUCCAUCUUUGGAGCCUGUAUCUGAAAAAAAAAAUCUUGUUGUAAUUUUGUGUAUUGUAUACAGCCUUGUAGCAUUUUUAUGAAACGUGCAGCCUAUAAAUGCUUAAAUAUUAUUGUAUAAGCGAUUCAAUACAAAAUACACGCUUCCCCCUCCCCCCCCAAAAAAAUCCCCCACUCAAUCUGGAGGGGCCAGUAAUAGUGAGUUAAUGGACUGGUGGGAAAGUAAAGAAUAUGAUCUCUCAGUUGUAAACUCUUUCAAGAACAUGCAAGUCAAACUAGCAUUGCCUACACUGAUUGGCAGUGGCUCUCUAGUAUUUUUGUGCAGGGGUGUCUUCUGCGUAUAAAGCAGAUACUCUUCCCACAUUGAGCUGCAGCCUUCUCCCUUUUUGCCAGGUACCUUCACAACCCCCUUGCUCUGUUUCCCCCUAGGUACAACGGCCAGCCCUCCGCUAACUGACUCCCCGGAGUUCCACCCGCCAGGAUUUGACUCUGCCAGCUUCAUCGGGGGAAUCAUCCUGGUGCUCAGCCUCCAAGCCGUUGUAUUUUUCGUGGUGAAAUUCCUCAAGGCAAAGGACAGCACCUAUCAGACACUGUAAGUUCCCUAUAAGCAGCUGGGAGCAGGGGUUUUUUGGGGGGGGGGAAUGUGCUGUCCUCUGAGAAGCAGAGAGGUAGAUGGUCUGUCUGUAAGAACAUUCUGAUCUUCAUUUUGGGGUAGUUUCCAAAGCAAUUGCUUUGUUUAGUCUGUGGCAUCUUCAAAGACUGGCAGCUUUAUUAUGGCACAUGGUGCACAAAAGCACCUGCCAUAAUAUGUUUGAUGGUCUUUAAGAUGCCUCAGGGCCUUUUGUUUUUUUUCAUUUGGUGCCCAAGCUGUAAUAGUUUAGACCAGGGUCACAUCAACACCUUACAUUUAAAGUGCUCUUUUGUCAUGGCUCCCCCCAAAGAAUCCUGGGAAGUGUAGUUUAUUAAGGGUGCUGAGAGUUGCUAGGAACUAACAGAACUCAUUUUUUGAGUGGUUUUACUCUCAACCGCUCUUGUUAGGGAACUUAGGAAAUUAGAGCUCCUACCUCUAAGCACCUUUAACAAAUGACCGUUCCCAGGAUGCUUUGAGACAUGGAGGAGCCAUGACUGUAAAAGUGGUAGACUGGUGUUUUAAAUUAUGGUGUGGAUGUGGCCCAGACCAGUUAAGAAACUAUAUUCAUUAAAAAAAAUAAGACAAUAGGGUAGUGUUAGUGGGAAAGUUACUGGAACUGACUACUCACAGAUGAAGAACGAGAGCAUCCAGUGGGAUGCAAAGCCUGCCUUCAUGAUGGUCAGCCAUCUUGUAUCACACAAUAACUUACCGUGUGUUUUCAAAAUGGCUGUUCAGGCUGUGAGUUUCAGCUCUCCUGCUGUCCUCAUUUCUCCACCCCACCCCCAGUUUGUCUUCUGUGCAUUUUAGGGGGAUAAAGCAUGGCAGAUCAGCUCUUAUAUCCCUCUAAACACAGAAAAAGAGGGAUCUUAUGCUUGACAACCUUCCUCCCCUCUUCCCCACCUUUGCAUUAUUCCUGUGUCCUUGCAACCAGUUUUUCCCUUCGUUGCUGCUGUGCAAUUCUCACAUACAUGCUACUGACUGUGUUCAAGGACUGGCAGUUCGACAUGCCACUGAGCUCAGUACUCUUUGUGCCGAGGAAGGGGCUGGUCCAGCCUACUCACACCACAUAACUUUUGGUGAAGGCUCAUUUAUUUCCUCAACACAGAUAUUUGCAGUCUUCUCAUAUCCAACCCCAUGACUGGCUGUCUGCAGUUCUGGGUUUCUCUGCCGUCUUCCUCCUUUGUUCUGCUUUCUCUCCCUCUAUCCCCUGGCCGCAAAACUGUGACUCACUUUAAAUAAGGACUCUGGAUCUUUAAGAAGGGCAGCAAAGCAAAGCUUUGAAAUUUUAAUUAUUAUUUAAAAAUCUUUCUCACAUUCAUUGUGGCUGUGUCGUGAUUACGGCUCUCUUUAGAUGUUCCAAAGUGGCAGCAGGUAGUGGCGUUCACAUGUUACAUUCAAUGUCAGCAUACCUGUGAACACAAAUAGUUCAGCUGCACACUCGUACAGUUAUUCACAUGUAACAUUCAACGAGUGUAUAGUCUAUGUACGCAGUAGCUGAGCUGUUUUAUGCAAACACAUGUGCCUGUGUAGAAACAGCUUGUACUUGUGUUUAGUGUAAUGUGUGAACAUGCCUUAAAACACUGAUGUGUGUGUGACAUCAGUGGCUACUUUCACACACCUAGGGUCCCUGUUUUUAUUAUCUUUCUCAUUCCCCUGGGUUGCUAUUUUCAUUGUCCUCCAAUUUAUGGAAGCCAACUGUCUGCAGCAGGGAACGGUUUCUCUCUGAACAUAAGAAUAGCUCUGCUGGAUUACACCAGUGGCCCAUCUAGUCCAGCAUUCUGUCCUCACUGGGGCCAACCAGAAGCCUCAAGGAAGUCUGCAAACAGGGCCUGAGCGCAAGAGAGCCCUCCCCACUUGCGGUUACCAGCCGCUGGUAAUCGGAGGCAUGCUGCCUCCAUCAGUGGAGGUACAACACUUUUGGAAAAGCGUGCUUGAGCUGGGCUCCUUUGGGAGGAAGGGCAGGCUUCAAAAAUUGGUAUAAAAACCAAUUACAAAAAAAGCAAAACACACAGAGAAAAUUUAAUUAUACAAUAAAAAUAAAGGAAAUAAAUAUAGUAAUAGCAUGGCCCUCCAAUCUAGAACUCUCCUAAUCCACAUCAAGGUCUCACACCAGAAUGGGGCCUUGUGCCAUUUUCCUAGCGACACCUUCCCACAAGCUGAUAUUUCCCUGUGAAGUUGGUUCUGUUUACUGUAAGCAGCACUUUCAGAGGGCAAAUAGCUGGAGGGGGAGAGAGUGAAAGUGUUGUCUGUGGCAAACCAACCCCAGACUGAGAGUACAUCUUUGGGACUGAUGUUUUAUCCAUAUAACAAGAGGCCAGUUUGAGCAUACUUUGCUAAAUUGUGAAAGCUAUAACUUGUGGUUUGCCCUACUCAAAGUGGGUUAUACUUUUGUCGGCAGGUGGUGAACAAAAUCCUAGCCAAAUAGCUCUACAUCCCUGCUGUGUGUAACCUUUGGUCAGUGUUAAAGGAAAUUUCAAAUGUUCUGUGAGGGACUCCUCCUUGCAUGCGCCCAACAAUAUUUCUGAGUUUCUCAUCUGUAUCUUCUGCUGCCAUCUCUGUCUCCGACAGAUCCUUUCAGAGAAUCACCAGCUGGGUUCUCCUCCUCUCAAUCUGUCCUUGAUUCUCUUUCUUUCUUUCUUUCUUUCUUUCUUUCUUUCUUUCUUUCUUUCUUUCUUUCUUUCUUUCCUCCCACCCACCUCUCAUAGGAGAGUGUGGGAUCAAAAGAUGUCUUUAAGCCUGCUUCACACAAUGAUGCUUUCUCCUACACAGGUACUCCACUGACAUAGUCAUGUGUGGAUUAUGGCAUGAGCAUCAUCUUUUCCUUCAGUUGUGUGUGUUAGGAAGCCAGUAGGGCUGGGCCUGUUAUGGAGUGAAGUGACUGCCUCAGGUGGCAGGUGCUUGGGGGCUGGCAGUGGGUGAUGACGAGGGGUUGAGAGGCCAGAGCUGUGUCUGCAAUGCAGCCUGGCCUGCACGCCCAGCUAGCCUGCUGUCCUGCGGUACGCUGGACAAGUCACCAGUGUUGACUUCAGUCAAAAGUCCAGUUGGCUUCUGAACGUGGAAUGAGGGUGGUGGUACCAUUUUGGUCUUUGCCUUGGAGGGCAGCAAUGACUGCACACACACACUAUACUCUUAAAGCACAUGACUCUCCCCCCCCCCAAUAAUCCUGCAAACUGUAGUUUGUUAGGGGUGCUGGGAAGUGCAGCUCAGUGAGGGGUAAACUACAGUCCCCAGGAUUCUUUGGGGGAAGCAGUGUGCUUUAAAUGUAUGGUGUGUACACAGCCGCUGUCUUCAGCCUUGAAGUUGGAUAUAUGUAAAGAAAAAUACCUCUGUGUAGAAAAGGGUGCUCAAACUUCCCUCAGCAAAUUUGGCUGGGUCUUAGUUGAAUCUUUUUGCCCCAGUGUUGGAUCUCUUCUCAGUCAAGGCUCAGUUUAAACAGUGGGCCAGCUAGGAACACAUUAUUGGGGGCCAUGGAGGAAGAAUUUGAGGCAAGAUAAGACAGUUGUAUCCCUUUGCCCAAAGCCUUGGACCGUAUUUGCAGCUUUUUAAAUAAUAAAAAAAGCUGUGCGAGCCAAAGCCUGCCAAUGUUCCUUUCCAGCUUUUAAAACAUCCUUGGGCAGCUGGCUCCCUUCCAAAGCCAGUUUGGCAAAAUCACUCCAGAAGCCUUGCUAUUGAGGGCUUAACUUCCUUGAUGAUUGCAGCCAUGCGUGAUCCCCACAUUUGGACUGUGGGUGCGUUUGCUCAUGCUGAUUCCUGCCCUAAAUCGUAAUUGUUCAGGCACCUUGAGAGAGGGGUUUGUUUAGCAUUCCAGCACUGGGGAAAGCUGCCGCUAUUGGGGGUGGCUGGGAUGUCAACCAGACAGUGAUCGCUGCUGUUUUUUGUUUGCAGCAUCCCUCUCACUCUCUUAUUUCUGUUUGUGUAACAAAUUGCUUAGCCCUAGCUUGAUUCUAUUCCCAAUAGAACAUUGGGCUCAUUCGGGCUAUCUUUUGCCCCAUACUUUCCAGGCACAGGCCUGUGCUUUAAAACUUUGUGUCCUGGUGGGUCCCCCCCCCCCCCCGUCGCUUUCCCCAAGAAAACCCACGUUUUACAGCUGAAUCAGAGCAGAUGGCAAUUUGCAGAAAACCGAGCUAUUCAGUGUUGAAAUGCAGGUUUUCUCAGGGAAAGCAUUGGGACAAACAAACAAGCAAACAUUCAGACAUGGGGCUGUAAAGCCCAGAACCGUGCCUAGUAACACAGCACAAAAGGUAGUUUGGAUGAACCCAUUGCUCCUGUCAUUUUUCAGAACUCUCUGAAAGGCAGGUGCAUCUCCCCUCCUGACAAAAAAACAAAUAGUGGUGCAUUUAUGAGGAGGACUGCCCUUGCUGAAAAUUCAGAGUUCUUUAAAGGGAACAGAAGCUCUGCCCUUCUGGGGGUAACCCCCAUCUUAAUCUGGAGCAUAAAGCACAAAUCUCUUAACACCUUAUUCUCUCUUAACUUGCUCCAUGCUGUUUCUCUGUUCUUAACUGUACCCCUGUCCUUGGCUCCAAACUAAAGCUUAUAAUUUUGCCAUAGUUCUAUUAUGUCCAUUCCUCUCCAGACCCCGUUAACCAGAGCACUAAUGCUAGCCAAGGGGAACCUUCUAUUUAUUUGGCAUAUCAGUGACACUCUACCAGAAAUGUGUGUAUUGGGUGUGUUUAAAGGGGCAUUGUGCUUUGAUAUUGUCUCUAACGUCAUGUCCCCGAUUGCCAUCUCCCCACCCCCUUUUUUUUUGUAUCUCCCUUGCACGCUGCCUGUCGUCAGAGAGGACAACCAGCAGUAGGUGUAGCUGUGUGUGAAAGAACAGUGGGAAGUAAUGGGCUGUCUCUGGAACCAGGAAAACCUACCAACCUUCUCUUAGACCCACUCCCUUCGUGGGGCUCUUUCCUCAGAGCCAAGAAAGGCUAUUAUGGGCCUGUUUUUAUGCAUUCAGCAGCAUCAAAUGAUCUUGAUUUUCCUGGACCAUAGAACAUUAGCCUGCCGCAAGGAGCUUGCAUGUUUGAUUGUUCCUCCUUGCACAUAGAAAAGUAGCAUGUCUUCAGAGAAAGCUACCUUGAAAUCCGUGGCCUUUUAGUUUUUCAUGUGCCAGUGAUUAUAUAUAUAUAUAUAUAUAUAUAUAUAUAUAUAUAUAUGCAGGAAUAUUCAGAUGUGCAUCCUUCUCUUCCAUGCUGAAGUGGUACAGGCUAGGGAAAUUGUUAACUAAUGGCUUCUGCUGAAGGCAUAAAACUGUCUCUGGGGAUCCUGCUUCCCUCAUGCCUUUCCCUUUUCCUGCAUUCAGCAGAGGGAUGGAUGGAGAACAGGGACUGCUUUGAACUGAAUACUGUUAACUUUCUGAUUGAUUGUGUGUGUAACGGGAAUGUGCAAACAACCAGCUCUUGUUUGCUUUUGAAACUAUGGGCCUUCCAUAGGGCAGGGAUGAGCAGUGGAGAUGAGCUAUUCAGAGCUGACCAGAGUUUGUCUCUCUCCCUCCUCUGCCCCCCCUUAUUUUUUUGACUAAGAGCAUGACCACAUGAUACAUUUGCCACGAGAGAGCAGCUGAAUCUCAAAGGUUUUUCUACCAACUGGCGGAGAAACCGGGGGACGCAGAAAUUGCACACUGAGUGGCGUAGGAUCUACUUGCUUGCCAGCAUAGCCAAUAAGAAAAGAGAGAUGGGGAGACGGGAGGGGGAAAUUGGGUCAGGAGAUAAAAACGACCAAACAGCAGCUCCACUUUCAUCUGUGUGUGCAAAUUCUAACUCCUCCAGCCCUUUUCCUUAGGCUCAAAACAACGCAUCACGUUAAUUAUGUAGUGUGCAGGUACUUCUUGAGGUUUUUAAAAUGAAUGCCUAGUGCAGGAGGUUGAGGAAGUUGCUACAGAGAAUAUAGGUCGCAGGAACUGUGGUCAAAUCCUUCCCUCUCCCACCACUGGAGGCUGAUCUGUGAGGGCAAAUGGGGCACUGCCCCACUGGCCUCAGUGUGCCCUCAGCCUGGCUCCACCUGCCUGUCUUCGUACUUAACAAGCCGUCCAGGGAGUACCUGAGACUGUCAGCCUCCUGCUUAGUCUCAGUAUCGCCUUGUAGAAAUGAGCAGGGAGGAGGGUUGCAACAAAACUAGUAUCGGUUUGCUCCACCUGUCACUGGCCCUACCUGCUGUUGGUCACCCUACCAGGCUGCUUGCAUGCUAUACCUUUAAAUUUAGGGGAGUGCGAUUGAUUCGGUUCAGUUGAGUUGGGUGCAGAGCUUGGGGGGGCGCAAUGAUUAUUUAGAGGCGUGGGGGCACUACAUUUUGGUGUCUCACAGGGCACGGCUGAAAUUUGAGACCCCAAGGUGUGCUGCUGCUUUAAAGCACAUUUGAAGUGCUUCCCCCCCCCCAAGAAUUCUGGAUGCUGUAGUUGGUUUGUGAGGUUGCUGCAAAUGGUAGCCCUGUGAGGGUUAAACUGCAGUACCCAGAAUUCUUUGAGGAAGUUGAUGUGCUUUGAAUAUGCUGUAUACUGUCCAAGCAGCCCCGUUCCUAACAGGAACCAGUCACCACUAUCACCCACUGAGGCCCCUAUGAAACUCCUCCCCACCACCACCACCCCAGCAACACACACACAAAAAAAAUCUAGGGAAAAGCUCCCAUUGCCCUAGUGAGUUUCCCCUGCUAACUGUUGCACAUGUGUUCAGAAGCAUGCAGACUGCUAGAUCUGUGGGUGAAUUUUGGUAGGCCAGCAAGGAUUUUUGAUUCCCAAUUGUCUUAACAACAGCACCACCUUAAAAGGUCUCCUCACUUAAAAAAAAAGAAAAUAAAAAAGUGUUGCUGAAAUUUGGGGGUGGAGUGGGAACCAACCAGAAGUGGAUUUUUUUCUGUGAAGGAAAUUGUGAGCUCGCUUCUGGUACUGAUCACAUCUGCUCAGACGCAUCUUGUUAAUUCUUAGGCUGGGUACGCAUCACACAUUUAAAGCACAUUCCCCCCACCCCGAAUUCUGGGAACUGUAGUUUACCCCCUCAUAGAACUACAAUUCCCAGCAUAUUUAACUACACUUUGGCUGGGGUGGGUGGGUAGGUAUUGUGCUUUUAAUGCAUGGUAUGUAUGACAACAUUUUGCACCUCAGGUUGGACCUUAGGGGUCUAAGUAAGUAAGUAAGUAAUUAAGUAAAUCAGCCUGAAGUCUGCCCACCCUGGGAUUAGUUUAUUCCUGUAGUGGUGAAACUUUAAGGAGCUCUCACGUGGCAAGUGUAUUAUGUGGGGGUGUCCCAGUACAUCCUGCUCAGAAGCAAGGCCUCUUCUCCCUGUGCUGGUCCUAUGGCUUCCCUGUGGUGUGGCUGAGAAAGUAAAGGAUCGAAAAUAUGAAGCUGUGGAGUCACCAUGGCAACUACUGGAUUCUAUUCCCAGCUGGCUUUCCAUCUCUUUUCCCUUUCCUUUCCCCCCUUGUUUUUUUGUAGCUGUUCAAUUGAGAAAUAGCUGCUCUCAGAGUGGGGGGGAAGCGAAGACUUUGACGCCCUUAGUUAAAAUGUGGUAUUAUUAUGCCCUGUUGCUUUUAGUUCUUUUCUCCUCCCCACCCCAAGAAAAGCUUUAAAAAGUGGCUUAUAUUUAAAAACAAGUACACACCAGGAAAGAAUAAAUCGUGGAUUGUAGUUGGUGGUUUUCCUACUCAGAGUAAUCCUAUUAACAUUUAUGAGCAUGACUAACUCCAUUGGUUUUAAUGGGUCUUCUCUGAGUGUAACCUGGUUGGAUGCAACUCCAUGUUUUUACAUUUAUGGGAACUUGAUUACAUUAACAGUGGGCUCAUGAGCCUUAUUUCCUUGUACAUACUAAGAGGGGCUUUUAAAGUUUUUAUUUAUUUAAAUAAUUCCUAUACCGCUUCACAUUUGCAAAGGAAACAAUCUCUUAGCAGUUUUGUAACCUGCCUUAAAUAAUCAAGUAGAACCUUACAAACUAUCAAGCAGUACAAAAGAGAAUCAGACACAAUUACAAUGCUGAUCCACAUUUAAAGAAGCAUAAUAACAAGAAAACAAAAUAUUAUCCUAAACAUUUAAAAAAACUUUACACAUUAAAAAAAAACAAAUACAAAAAUAAGUGCCUCCAGGUGAUUAGCUGGGUGUAACAUCCUGAUUUUUGGAAAGUUCUUCCCAUGCUCCCUUUUGCACCUUCAAAUCUUAUGCCUUGCUGUGGCAUAAAUUGAUAGCCUAAUUAGCCAUCAUUUGUAAGCCACCACACAAGCUCAUUCAUAGGCGGAAGUGGAUUGUUUAGGUUGCAAUCCUUGGUAUACUUAAGUGCUAUCUGCACCAUAGAUUUGAAGCACCAUCACACCACUAUAAAUGGUCGUGGCUUCCUCUGACAAUACAGUUCCCAUAGUGGUUUAACAAUCAACCCCUCUUCCCAGGGAACUCUGGUAAUUGUAGUUCUGUGAGGGGAAGAGUGGGUCUCCUAACAACUCUCAGCUCCCUUAACAAACUACACUUGCCAGAAUUCUUAUGGGAGGUAGAAGCGGUAUGAUACACUUAAAGCAGUAUCAUAUUUAAAGCAUUACCAUGCAGAUUGGCCCUAUAUGUCCAUCUAGACCAGUAUUGUCUACUGUUGACUGGCAUUGACUCUACAGGGUCCUGGGCAGAGGUCUUCCCCAUCGCUACUGAUCUGGUUCUUUAAACUGGAGAUGGAAUCUGGGGCCUUCUGCAUUCAAAUCAGGUGUUCUGCCACUGAGCUUCAGUACUUCCCUGGGAUCUAUCGUUGCUUUUUGUAAUCCAGCCUGAUACUUGCAGACCCCUAUAGCAACCUCUGCUCUCAGAAUCUCCCAAUAGCAGAAAUGGGGUUCCUUCCCCUAUCAUUUAAGUGACUGGCUGCUACUGGGACUCAGGAGUUGAGCAAUGCGUCAUUGCGAGGAGCGUAAUCUCAAUCAGAACCGAUCAGUGUCAGCAGCCAUUUUAGGUUUCCUUGGGAAUCUGCUUAGCAACAACAUUUCCAAACCACUGGCAGGUCUGCUGCCAGGGUGGGAGAUUUUUUAAAGUUUGAGUUGAUAUUUAUUUUUGUAUUUGAUUUGAUAUUUGUAUUCCACUUUUUUCUAAGAGCAUUGUGGAGCUCAAAGUGGCUCACCAUAAUAGUAGCAUUAAAAACGGACAAACAUUAGUACGUAUAAUCAAAAAGCACAAUAAGGUAACCCAUAAAACAAUUAAUAGCAAUCGGCACAAACUCAUAGUGAUUCAAAAAAUCAGGAAUGUCUGCUGCUGUCAUCUUCCUUUUCCUCCUCCUCCUCGCCCCCAAAUCUCAGUGGUGCUGUUAGGUAUUGUUAGACUUUGGUCUCAUUCUUCCCAUCUCUUUGCACAGUAACAUAGGUUAUGUCAAAAUAUGGUAAGCCAGCCUUUCUGUAUCUGAUGUCUCCUUGAAACCCUUCCUUGGUGGCGCCACUGCCAAGUCCAAAAGCCUUCAGACCCAUAGCAAAGGAAUUAUGGGGGUGCUCUCUAACUAGCUGCUUUCUCUACUCCCCUCCCACCAGCUGAGGAAUGAAUUCUGUGUGUUCUUGCUGUGCCUUUUGUGUGUUUCUGUGUGACUUUUGUAGUCCUGGAGCCUUCCUUGGCAAGUGGUGGGCGGGGGGAGGAGAGAGGGAGACUAGCCGAGUGUUGUAUGCCAUCUGGGGCACAGACUUGUGAUCCUGACUUCUUCAUUAAAGCUUGUGGGAGUUUGAUUUCUCCAGGGCUCCAGUAGUGGUGUUGCUUGCGGUCUUCCUUCUACAGUGUGACGUGUUUGUAGGGAGCACAACCUGAGGCUUGGGUCUCCCUUGGUGAGAAAUCCCUACCCCAAAACAGUCAUGCAUCUUUCCAAGAGUAGCCUAAGUUGAGCAGUGCAUGGGCGGGCCAUCCUGCCUUGGGCAAAACCUGGUUCUCCCGCAAGCAACAAACUGAAAGCUGUUGCAGAAAGGGUGGAUCUGGGGCAGCUGGGGAGCCACUUGAUGGUGGUUUAAUAACUUAACCCUAUUUGCGCCUGGAAAUGCAAGGAGCAGGUUGAUUGGCUGGCUGCAACCUCAAGCCUACUCAGUGGUAGAACAAGUGGCGUAGCGUGGGGGGAGGCAGAGGCGCAAUUGCCCUGGGCACAAAAUUGUUAGGGUGUAAAAUUUCAGCCUCAAUACAGCUGGUAGGCACACCCUGCUAUGUGUGAGUUGUCAUUCUCACCCUCUUAGGUGAAUGAACCAGUAGCCUGUUGGUCAUUAUUGUGCAGAGCAUGCAAUUGCACAAGGCCCUAUACUUGCUUCUGCUUAGAUGCCUUGCUGCACUAAUCAGUUAUUUCCCAUUAGUGAAGACAUCUGAAGUCUUAAUGUUCUUUAACUUGUGCACUGUUCAGGCUGGGGGAGGUGUUUAAUGGGUGGAAAGAACAGGAGUAACAAAGAGCUCCACUUUAAACAAGAUCAAUUUCCCCCGUGGUGGUGUGUGCUUGUGCAAUCCCACAGACGCAAAUAAAAGCCACUGAAAUUGGCCUCCCAGAAGAAUACUCUGUUUUUAAAAGAGAGAGAAAAGGAAGCAAGUAGGUUUCUUAGUUUGCUUGAAAACACUUGAACAACGGAUGCUGCAGUCUUGGAAGCCUGGGGAAUUGCAAACUUAAAUUUCCAGUGAGGUGGGGGUCUGCAGCAGCCUGGCCCUUCCCCAUUAUAGCAAAGUUCAAAUAAGUUAGGUAGAAUCAGGUAGGUUUGCAAAAUCAUGCAGGUCAGUUUGUAGUAUUUGAAGUCUUAGCACAAGUUUUUUGGGUGGGUGCGUGUGUGGGGUUUUGUUUUUAAAAAACCAAGGCAGAGAACACACCAUCCCAAGUGAUAGCACAGAAGUUACAGGAGGAACAAGGAGCUGUUGCCCUCCUGAAUAUGUUGCUGGACUACGACUCCAUCAUCUCUGACCACUGACUGUGCUUCCUGGGGCUGAUGGAGUCUAGUCAUAUCUGAAGGGCCUAAGUUGUCCUUCCCUGAGUGUAAUCUGCGUGAAUAUCCCAGGAAGUGGGUCUUGCUCUUACCCUUCCUGGAGUGCAUCUGUCCACCCACGAAACGGCAUUUGCACUGUGAGAAGUGUCUAAACAAACACUGGACAUUUACAGGAUUUGGUCCUCCAUGUGGGGGUGGAAACAGUGUCUUAUUUUCAAGAGAUGUCUCAACAGCAGGAGUGUCACCUCAGGUUUUCGUUUUGCUUUUCAGAUGAUGGGCUGGGAGAAAAGGGAUAAGAUUUACUGCAAAAUGCAAUGAUCUCCUCUUGGAUACCUUUUUAGCUGUCCCAAACAACAAGAGCCCACGAACAAACCAUACAAUUAAUGAUAAUUUGUUCUGAUUACCUUUUUUCAUACCACAGAAUAUCUAGAAAUCUCUGUGCUUCUAAGGAAUUUUUAUAUAAGGUCUGAAAUGGGCUGGGUCAGGGGAAGAGAAAGUGUGAUUUUCAUCAAAACACAGAGAGGGAGACUGUUCUGAAUCACGGCUCAACCAUUCAGGGACUGAACUCUUGACAUCUCCUUUGAAAGUACCCAGUUCCUUUCACUCAUGUUCAUGAGAGUUACUAAUUCUUAAAUUAGAUUUAUACCCUAUUUCUCAGCCAAGAUGGCUGAAAGAAGCCCAUGAUAAAAAUCCAUUGUAAUUAUAGUCUCUGAUGUGGCAUUGCUGAUCUCCCUCCACAAGUCUCUGCAUAUCUGUCUUGUAAGACCCUGUAUUAUAUGGGUUUUUUUUGUUAGUUUCCAUUGCAGGUUUGGCUGGCCAUUAGACACCCCCAUGAGUGCAAAUCUUAACAUUAGAACUGGUCUGAGGCUUUAACACUGUAAUCAUAUGCCUCAGGUGCACAACCUGUGCCCCUCCCCCUCCCAAUGUUGUUGGACUCUGCCCCCAUCAGCUCCUACAAGGGAUGGUGGGAGUUGGAGUCAGAGAGCAGCUAGAGGGGCGCUGGUUCCUGGGCCUGAUAAACAUCUGUUCAGAAAUUAAGGCUGCAAUGCUAUACCCAGUUACCCAGGAGAGAAACCCACUGAGUUCAAAGAUUCAGCGCAUUCCUAACCAUACCUCUUCAGAAGUAUGUUCUAUUGAAUUCAGCGGGGAAUGUCUUAGUAGACAUGCUUAGGGUCGCUCUGUAAGAAGGUGAGUAUAGAACUGCUGCCUGACAACAGUCUUUUCCAUGUCUACUCAGAAGUAAGUCGCCUGGGAAUAAGCUGCACUGAACACUGUUGGAUGGAGCUAGUAUGAACUGCGCUGCAAACUUAACUUUUCCUCACUUUUCAGAAACAAGGAGAAAGUGCCUCUUGUAACUUGAGAAUGGCCAGCUUAGAGCUGAGAUGGUCUUGUUCCCAACAAUUUAAUUCUUCUCUUCUGCAAAAUUGGGUAUCUAAUUUGGUGCCCAAAUGCCUCAUAUCUUGGAUGUUACCAUGUAUUGAUUUUUUUAUCUGAUGUUUCAUAUUUAACAGCAUUCAGGGAGUGACAUGCAAUGGUACGGCACCUGAUGUGGCGUAUGUUUGAUAAGAUGCAAUGGUGCAUAGCUUCUGGCAAUAGCGAGCCAUUCACAUUUCAUGAUGCCUGCCUGGCUAACUAGGGCACAGGGAGCAAGGUGCUAAGAAGUCUAAGUUGCUCUAAUUCUGAAAUUAAAACCCUAAAUUUUCAAAUUAAAGAGGUCUGCAAAUAAAGAUGUGAAUGGUGAAGCUGGCAGUGCUGACAUGUGCAUGUCAUGAAAUCCAGCCAUUCACAAAUUACACAAGUUGCACCUUCCUGGUUUACCAAGUGAAGUUGUUUCCAGCGCUGAGGGGAAAGCAAGGGAGAAGUCGCUGUUACAGAUCUGACAUUUUGGCUGAGCUAGGUGCUCCCCCUGCUGUCUGUUCUCUUGCCUGGUGAUGUGUUUUCCCCACCCCCCUGUGUCCCCCCAUUCUCAUUUGUUCCAUCACAUUAGGAUCUGAUGGCUGAUCUCCAGGGAGCUGCCUUGAUAAGCGUUUCUCUUGCGGGAGGAGUUGCUGGAGAAGAGGAGGCUGCCUGUGGCUGCAUUAGGAGCCAGGACUCUUUCCCUCUCUCUCUUCUUCAAAUGGAGCUGCUGAAGUGGGAGAUCUGCUCCAGACCUAAACAGCCUAUUGUCACGAUGGGUGAUGCUUGGCUCAGAUACCUGGACCCUUUAGACUUGCUGCGGAAAUAGUAUAAAUAUAUACAUGAGAUACUAGCAAGCUCAAGCUGCAGGGAUCUGUUUCGUAUGUAACUGUGUGAGGUUAAGGACACCUUCAAAUGAUUGUGGGGUUUUCUUUCUAUUUUUUCCCCUUCUGUGCAACCUGCUUUUGGUUGAUUAUCCUUAUUCUAAGCCCACAAGGCUCCUGCUUCAGUACCUGCCGGUCCUGUAUAUUUGUUCUUAAAUGCUGCACCAAAAGUGGAAUGUCCAGUGGAACUUGGGGCUACUUCACCCAUGUGACUUCUUUCUCCCUCCACCCAAUAUUGUUUAAGCCAGAUCACUCUAAAAGGUCAGAGUCUUAUGCAGAUGUCAAGACACUUGAGUCGCGAUGUUAACUUCUUGCACAAGAGAGUUGGGGUGGGUCUCCUUCAUGCUCGUUCUUGCGGGUGAGUUUCCGGCAGGGGAGUUGCGUCAGAGCAGCUGACUUGUUAACGCUGAACCCAACCGAUGUUGGACUUCAUUGGAAGUUGCCUGUCCAUUAAAGAGUGGAUCCUUCUAAGAGUCCAGUUCUCAGCUGCCUCCCUGGAAAAACAAAGAACACCCCUUACUGUGGAAUGGCAGCAAAUACAACGGGGGAAGACGCCUCUAUAAUAAAACAAAAUAUUUGUGGAACGCAUUUUGUGUUUUUGUUAUUGAACAGUUCGUACUUCUACGCAUUUGGGGAUAACUUUGAUUAUAGCCGCAAUGUUGUAACCUGCCCUUCUUUCAUCUAGUGCCAUUGAUAUUUCGGACUCCCAACUUCCAUCAUCCACAGCGAACAUGGCUGAUGGUCAUUGAUUUUGGGAGUUUUAGUUCAACAGCGUCUGGACCGUACCAAGCUUGGGGAAGGCUGCUGUAAUAUUUGUCAGCUACUGCUUUUAUAACAUUAUUCUACUGGAAAAUUUGUUUAAUUGAAAUACUUCUAAGUGGCUUUUCUGUGCAGCUUGCAAGAGUGAAAAUUUAUGCAUAAUGUAAAAAAGAAAAGAACCCCUCCACACACAUAUCUUCUCUGUUCCCCCAACUGUCCAAGAUAAAAACCAAUACAUGUACUCAUUAAACCACUCUUCACAGCUCUGCUAACCCAGAGUCCAAGGCAGGCAGGACCUUACCACCACCCUAGUAACAACUACUUAAUAUUACUCUAGCUAAAGCUAUUGAACCUGGGAGCUUCAUAUCGGAUGAUAUGGAGGCAAUGUGUUCUUGUUGCGCGAGUUCAUUGGCUGUGUUUGGCAAAGCUGAGCAAAGAAUGUAUGUACUGGACCCUCCCCCCGAGAAGCAAAGGCACAGUGAAAUAUAGCAACUUGUUUCUUAUUUCCUUUAAAGAAAAGGCUGUGCUCAGAGUUGUUUACCUUGAUUAUUUAUUUGCAGUCUUCAGCCAUAAUGGUUCUCAAAGCAGUUUCAGGAUAAUAAAAUCAGAUUUAUAGGUGGUCCCCACCGUUCUCGCUGUGAUGCAUCCCUGGAAAUAUAUGCAAGCACUGGAAAAGGUACAUUUCUACAACAGCAUGAUGGCUCUGGUCUGAGAGAGUGCCAGAGGGGAGAGGUUAGACCUUAGCAGCAGGAAUGGAUUUUGCGGGGGUUGGGGUGCCCAUUAGUAAGCUCUGUCGACCUUUCACAGAGCCACUGUUUAAAUUUUCCGUAGUGCCCUGGAUUGAUACUUUAGGGUAUAUGUUCCUGAGCACUAACACUCCAACAGAUCUUGUGUCCCUGUUAGGUUUCCAGGGGGGGUCACCAAAGUCACAACUCUGUUUCUCAACGCAGAACAGUUUCAGCUUCUCUGUGUCUUUUAAAUGCAAACUGGAUCAGAUUUCUCUCUCAUCCCCAGUGCUAUUUUUCUAGAAAAAGAGGUGCCAGAACUCACCAUGACCACCUCCCUCAUUCUCUUAGAAUGGCAAUGGUGCCCACCUGAGAGGUGCUGGAACUGAGUUCCUGUGAGUUUCCCCUGGAAAAAAGCUCUGCUCCUUCCUAACAGAAGCCCACAUAUGCACAUACUCAUUAGUAGGGAUGGGAUUCGCAAUCACAGACUGAUGUGACAAGUCCCCCCCCCCUUUGCAAUUCCCUAGGACAAACACUAUUCAUUUUGCAAAAUGGUUCAUAAAAACUCAAACAGGGAACCUUUGGACUAUUCUUAUCACCUAAUUGGCUUUGAUUCUUCGAAAAAUUAUGAGCCCUGUAAAUGUAAAGCUUCUCAUUACCCAUUAUCACCAUCCAUUUGUAUGCCCCCAGAGAUAUUGAAUUUUAUCUUGAGUUGUGCACAAUGUGAAGUCAUCAAAACGCAACGUCCAUUUCAGUUAGUUUUUACAGAAUCAUACCCAGCUUUUUUAAAGUGUAUUUGGGUAGAGGAAGUUACUUGGAUGUUGUUUCUGUGAAUGUAUCUAUGUAUCAUCUCUCUAUCUAUUAUUUAUAUAUUAUUUGCCACAAGAAGACUGGGAAAGAAUCAAGGUGAAACAAAUCACAUGCACGUUUUGCUAGGAAGUAACCAGGAUUGAACUGGAUAGAAUUAACUGCAGAAUAAACAUGCAUUGGAUCAG